Messenger RNA from Rhodotorula toruloides NP11, 3726 nucleotides. RefSeq names its product VPS9 domain protein. NCBI's taxonomy places the organism in Eukaryota, Fungi, Basidiomycota, Microbotryomycetes, Sporidiobolales, Sporidiobolaceae. Gene Ontology annotation, biological process: vesicle-mediated transport. Gene Ontology annotation, cellular component: endocytic vesicle; cytosol. The record is from RefSeq and is a predicted model, not a curated record. Gene Ontology annotation, molecular function: guanyl-nucleotide exchange factor activity; small GTPase binding. The transcript is spliced from 4 exons. The coding region runs from base 1 to 3726 and encodes 1241 amino acids.
AUGUCGCCGCUGGAGGUUACGCAGGCUGCGAACGGGAGUGGAGGAGACGACACGACGGCGGGACCGAGGACCAGCGUCCCCCGACCGCCGAGCCGGAGGAGCGUUGCCUCGAGCGACGGAACGUCGGCGCAUCCUCUCCUCGCCCUAUCGGCUGAUGACGGAGCUGCGUCCCCUUCGAGCGGGUCGUACGCCGUCUACAGUCCAGGCAAGAAGCGGGCGGCAGUCUCAGGAGGUAGUGGGUUCUCCUCGUCCUCGGUCACUCCCUUGCCUCUCUCGCCAAACGAAGGGCCCCUUUCUCCUUCUUCUGCCUCGAAUGCGACAACUACCCCUCCAUUCGUCCCGACGACCGCCCCCUUCCUCCCGCCACUGGUAUCUCGGCCGUCAAACUCGACAUUGCCUUCGCCUUCCGGCAGACAGUACGCGCGAUCCGUCUCGGAGGCCAAGGAGAAGCUUCAGAAGCAGGCGCUCAAGGCGGAACUACAGGGAUUGGGACUGUCGGCAGAGUCAGCGGGAUCGGCUCUCGUAAACAGGCUGGCGACACUCGGCGAAGAUGCGGAUUUCAAGGGAUUGCAGGCGGUUCUCGCGGGCGGAAAGAUCACACUGCUCCUACCGGCUGAGAAGCUCGACUCGCCAUCACAGCUCACGCCUUCCUUCGUCCUCGAUCACCUCGUCCUCCUCGAUCCUCCAGCUUCAGGAUCCUCCGCUGCCAUCGAGCGGCCCUUCGUCACGUUGAGCGGCGUCCGAGGCGUUAUCGUCGGCGGCGAGCUGGUGUUCACGAGCUGUGCGGCCGAAACGCUGCGGCAGGAUCUGGCGGACUAUGCGAGUGAGGACCUUCAGCGACAACUGCGAGGAGUCGCACCUCUGACAGCUCCUCCCACGACGGCUUCCUACCCGUCAACCAUGCUCAUCUCGGCCAUUACGACUCUCUCCAUUCCCCAAGCCCGCUCUGCAACUCUCCCAACCGCGACAUCGUCCCGAGCAACUAGCCGCCUCGCCGCCCUCUUCAGCAAGCCAGCCGUGGCAGAGACAGGCGCCCCCGACCUCCCGCCCGUCGUCCCUGCUCCUGCCGGACUGCUCGGCGAUGCUUCUGCACAGGCGAACGACGCCGCAGCGAGUGCAUCGUCGUCAAGCGUCGACGUUGCGGUUCUCGCCGUCGGCAAAGUUGUUCGUCGGCAGGAGGUGCUUACAUCCCUUCGCAGCGCAACCUCUGCGCACAUGAGGAUGCUCGUUCGGGGUGUUGGGGGAGCGCAAGGUGAGGCAGAUAUCGGGGUGACGUUAUCGUCAUUCGCCGAGCGCUUCUGCCCGUCCCCGGCUCCGCCUGAAGCCUCGACGAGCGGGAAGGCUACGACGCCUUCGGUUUCUACGAGCGCGACAAGUCUGCUGGACGCCGAUCCCCUCGCCGUCGCCGACACCUACCAAGAGACGAUGCACGCCGUCAGGCUCGACUUGACCCGCAACAUCGGCUCGACACCGUCCGCCCCUUCAGACAUUGACUCGUCAACCGCGCCCUCGCUCGAAGACUUCAGCCAACUUGAAGAACGGGUCGACGCCUCCCUCGAGAAGGUGGAAGAGGUCGUCACCUCUAUUCUUUACGACCGCCUCUUCGCCCCGCCAUCCGCGCGAGACUUGCAGGAGGACGAGAACCUCGCUUCGCGGAUAGCGGCGCUCAACGUCCUCGAACUGGAUCUCGAGCAUCUUGGCCUGGAACUUGGAGACGAGGAGGGUCUCCCUGGAUGGGAAGGACGGAGCUCGGGUGCCCGCGAUAGCCUCGAAGAUCUCGCGGCGCUCGUGGGAAAGGAGCUGAACCGCCUCGAAGACCCGGAGAAGCGGACGCCGAACGCCAAGCUUGCCAUCCUCGUCGAGUGCCACAAGAUUCUCGUCGAUGGGUUGAGCAAGCUUCCGCCGAUCCCGCUCAAGAAGGAGGUCACGGGCGACGACAAAAGCUCGUUGUCAGACGUGCCUGCCGAGGUCGAGAUGGACGACGCCUCAUCCCGCUCGAGCUCCUUGCCUCCGUCUCGCCCAAUGUCGCCGCCUUCCGCCACAGGGUCGUCAUCGGCGGAAGACGCGGACGACGAGCUGCUUAAGACGCCGAAACCUCCGCCUGCGGCAGAUCACGACGUCCCCGAAAUCAAGCUGCCGGACCCGAGCAAGGCGUCCCACGAGCUGUCCUCGUCGGUUUACGAAGCGACAUCCUCCUCCCUCUUCGAUCCCACUCCCGCGCCUUCUCCGCCAGUCUCGAUCUUCGAGACCAAGCGACGACCAGCUUCGGUCUCCUCGUCCUCGGCCACGUCCAGCGCAGACCUCAUCCUCCCCAUCCUGAUCUAUUCGGUCGUCCGCGCCAACCCGCCUCACCUCGUCUCGCACCUCCGCUUCAUCCGCCGCUUCCGCUCCGAGUCGCUCUUCCGCGGUCAGGCGAGCUACUGCGCCACCAACUUUGACGCCGUCGUCGAGUGGUCCCAGCACGUCGACCUGUCGACACUCGGUCUUUCCUCUGCGAAAGUCUUUGCGGCAGCGCGUUCCCCUUCGCUCUCCUCCUCGCCCAGCCAGUCACGAACUCGAGCUCAGGCGACCCCUUCAUCGAUAUUGCGCGCGCGAGUCUCGACUACAGCCGACCAGCUCGUCGACUCGGCCAACUCUGCGCUCUCCGGCGUCGUCGAUUCGUCGUACCGCAUCCUCUUUGGUCCGAAGGGAUUGACAUCCUCUGCGCCGAAGUCGCUCGACGAUGUCAAGUCGGUCUUGGACGGCGCGAGAGGCAAAGCGAGGGGGACCUUGCCGUUCAGGCGGAGCAGCUCGGCGCGGGAUUUCCCGACACUGCUUGUUGGGCGGAGACGAGGUGGAUCAGUCGCGAGCGGGAAGGCGGUGACGAUUGCAGGAGACGGAGAUGAGAAAGGGCUUGCUUCGACGAGCGAGGAGGAGGUCGGAGUGGGGAAGAGCGAGGAGAUGGUCGACAUCGUCCCUUCCUCGCCUUCCGGCACACCUGCUCCGCGCAUCUCGACCGAGGAGACCUACGCCCCACCACCUCCGCCACUUCCUCCUCGCUCCUCGUCGUUCGCCUCGACCACCGCCUCGAAGGAGAAAGACGACUUGGACACCCGCUCAGUUCGCAGCGUCUCAUCCUUCCUCAACUUCCGCGAGUCGACGCUUGGCAGGGCAUUGGGCGAAGUGCGUGACGGCGUUGUCGGUGCUGCUGUCGGCGCAGCGAGCGGCGACGAGCGAGGCGGUUCACCACCGCAACCUUCGCUUGGUGGACGGCUGCUCAACCGUUUCUCUGGCGGUGGAGGUGCGGCAUCUACCUCAGCGAUCCCGGCUCCAACCACCUCGCCCUCGUCUUCUCGGCGCUCGACACUCCUCAACCCCCUCGGCGGAGUGCACCUGUCUCCUUGGGGUGCCGCCGCCCCGUCCAGCUCCACCACCGCCGCCGGCAACGCACACAGCAGCACGCCUCUCUCGCCCGUCCCCGCCUCGCCGCUCAACUCGGUGAUCCUCUACCCUCGUCCCGUCUAUCAGCCAGUCCAGCGGUUCUUGGAUGUCAAGGAUGCGGGGGAAUUGAGGAUUGGAGAGGUGCAGGAGUUGUUGGAGGAGUACAGGAGGCUGGUGAGGGUCUUGCAGGAGGCGGCGUCAACGGAGGGGAAGGAGACGAAGGAGGAAGAUGAGGGGAAGCAGACGGAGGAGAAGGCGGUUCAGGCGGACACAAGCGUCGCUGCGAGCGGUGGCGAGGAGGCGUAG